AUGGACACCAGGAGACCACCCCCCUCACCCACCUACCUCCAACCCCCCUCACCCACCUUACUGCUCGCCCUGUGCUUGUCCUCCCUCAUCCUUCCCGGGAAAUCAGACGACUUCCAACUGCCGGGAUCUCCGGGUGACUCUCCCCUCCAAACCAACAGCCUGGCGGUGGCUCUCGGUGAUUGGUUGGAUUACACCCAGGACAGAGGUCUGAGUCUGGAGAAAGAAAGCCAGCCAGCUGCCCCGGGUGAGAUGAACAUUUCUUUCUUCUAUUACCGCCCC
Staurois parvus is the source of this 279-nucleotide messenger RNA. The record is from the annotation of a GenBank genome assembly. NCBI's taxonomy places the organism in Eukaryota, Metazoa, Chordata, Amphibia, Anura, Ranidae.